AUGGCCCCAUGCAACCCUCAGGACGUCAUCCCAUUCUCUUUAAAAGGCAGUAUUGACACAGAAUCAGCAACAGCCACGACAACUGAGAGCACAACUGUUAGUACAACUGAAACAACCACACCAGCCACAACAACUGAGAGCACAACUGUCAGUACAACUGAAACUGCUCCAGCCACAACAACUGAGAGCACAACUGUUAGUACAACUGAGACAACUACACCAACCCCGACAACAGAAUCAACAUCAGCCACAACAACUGAGAGCACAACUGUUAGUACAACUGAGACAACUACACCAGCUACAACAGCUAAGAGCACUACUGUUAGUACAACUGAAACAACUACACCAGACACAACAACUGAGAGCACAACUGUUAGUACAACUGAAACAACUACACCAACUACAACAAAAGAAUCCACAUCUGCCACAACAACUGAGAGCACAACUGUUAGUACAACUGAAACAACCACACCAGCCACAACAACUGAGAGCACAACUGUUAGUACAAAUGAAACAACUACACCAGCCACAACAACUGAGAGCACAACUGAA
Messenger RNA from Ctenopharyngodon idella (grass carp), 552 nucleotides. RefSeq names its product integumentary mucin A.1-like. The record is from RefSeq and is a predicted model, not a curated record. The transcript has 2 exons. Lineage: Eukaryota; Metazoa; Chordata; Actinopteri; Cypriniformes; Xenocyprididae. The annotation marks the transcript as partial.